Molecule: messenger RNA, 3985 nt
Organism: Mesoplodon densirostris (Blainville's beaked whale)
Lineage: Eukaryota; Metazoa; Chordata; Mammalia; Artiodactyla; Ziphiidae
Gene: USP1
Product: ubiquitin specific peptidase 1
Exons: 10
Coding region: 874-3219 (781 amino acids)
Biological process (GO): protein deubiquitination; regulation of DNA repair
Cellular component (GO): nucleus; cytosol
Molecular function (GO): cysteine-type endopeptidase activity; cysteine-type deubiquitinase activity
Source: RefSeq, a predicted model, not a curated record
AAAAAAAAAAAAAAAAAAAGGAUGUGAGGCUCGAGCCCGCCAGCCAGGCCUCUAGCUUCUAGCGCGCGCCCUCCGCGAGGACCCGCGCGAGCUGCCCGUGACGUUGCCUGCGCUGUUUGAAACUGCAGAACCCGUUACCAGCUUGGGGCAACUACCGUUCCGGCUGGUUCCGGAGCUCGUGCGUGCCAGGAGGGCUAGUGGCGGUCGCGGGGUGGCUCUAGCCUUUCGCGUCUCUGCAGCCUGGAGACUAGAACCGGCACUUUCGUAGGACGCCACCUCCAAUCGCAGCGCUGGCGCGGGCGGAGGCUAAAACACAAGGGUCCUGAGACUGAGGAAAACGCGCCAAGUUCCCGUCGGCGGUGUAGUGGGGAAGACCCCAGCGGUUCGGGCGCCGGGCGAGCGGAGCCGCUUCUGGCGCUCCUUGCCGUCCCGGGGCGGGGACGGGGGCGGGCGUGGCCGGGCGCCGCUUCGGGGAUGUAGUCGGUGCCGGCGCCAGGCAGGACCGAGCCGCAGCCCGGGUUCCCGCUCUUGAGAGCGAAUGGUCACUCCCCUGCGGGGAGGGCGAUCCGGCCAGCUUUUCCGUGGGUCGCGGGCCCCCGCAGGCUCGGGGCAGGGGCUCACCUGUCGCACCCGCCCUCAGCCCGGUUAGACUCGUCGGCGUCACCGCCGCGGACCUCGCUCUGGGCCAUGACCAGAGUUAGGGGAGAAACAUUUUUGAUGUAACAACCCCCAGUGAUACGGACAGCCAGGAGCAAGAAGUGGUAUAGCAGAAGAUACGGCACUUGGUAAAAUGUUAUAUUCUAGAUAUGAUUGGUGAUUACAGGGUCCCUGUAUAAAUUAAUUCUCGUCAACUCCUUGGGAUUUGAAGAGAAAAUGCCCAGUGACAUACCUAGUGAAAGUAAUGGGCUUUCAAGAGGUAGUCCAUCAAAAAAACCCAGACUUUCCUUGAAGUUUUUUCAGAAAAAGGAAACCAAGAGAGCCUUGGAUUUCACAGAUUCUCAAGAAAAUGAAGAAAAAACUUCUGAAUAUAGAGGAUCUGAAAUUGAUCAAGUUGUUCCUGCAGCACAGUCCUCACCUGUCAACUGUGAGAAGAGAGAAAACUUGUUACCGUUUGUGGGACUGAAUAAUCUCGGCAAUACUUGUUAUCUUAAUAGUAUACUUCAGGUAUUAUAUUUUUGUCCUGGUUUUAAAUCUGGAGUGAAGCACUUAUUUAAUAUUAUUUCAAGGAAGAAAGAAGCCCUAAAAGAUGAAGCCAGUCAAAAAGAUAAGGGAAAUUGCAAAGAAGAUUCUUCAGUAAGUUAUGAACUAAUAUGCAGCUUACAUUCCUUGAUCAUUUCAGUCGAACAGCUUCAGGCUAGUUUUCUCUUACAUCCAGAGAAAUAUACUGAUGAACUUGCUACUCAGCCAAGGCGACUACUUAACACACUCAGGGAACUCAACCCUAUGUAUGAAGGAUAUCUACAGCAUGAUGCACAGGAAGUAUUACAGUGUAUUUUGGGACACAUUCAAGAAACAUGCCAACUCCUAAAAAAAGAAGUAAAAAAUGUGGCAGAGUUAUCUACUAAGGUAGAAGAAAAACAUCAGAAAGAGGAAAUGAGUGGUAAUAACAGCAUGGAGAUGGACAGUAUGAGGCAUUCUGAAGACUAUAAAGAAAAACUGCCAAAAGUACAUGGGAAAAGAAAAAGUGACACUGAAUUUGGUAACAUGAAGAAAAAAGUUAAAGUCUCUAAGGAACACCAGUCUUUGAAAGAAAACCAGAGACAAACCAGAUCAAAAAGAAAAGCUACAGUUGAUUCAUCAGAUAUUCUUGCUAAAAUAAUCCCCAAGUACAUUUCUGAAAAUGAGAGUGCAAGACCCUCACAAAAGAAAUCAAGAGUUAAAAUAAACUGGUUAAAGUCUCCAGCUAAGCAACCCAGCAUUAUUUCUAAAUUCUGUAGUCUGGGUAAAAUAACAACAAACCAAGAAUCCAAAGGACAGUCUAAAGAAAAUGAAUAUGGUCUUGAAGAGGACAUGGGGAAGUAUGAGAAUGAUAAUACAGCUAAUCGUUGUGGACUUGAAUCUCCAGGGAAUAAUGUUAUGCCUGUUAAUGAAGUUAAGCCCAUAAACAAAGGUGCAGAGCAAAUCGGUUUUGAGCUAGUGGAGAAAUUAUUUCAAGGUCAGCUGGUAUUAAGGACUCGUUGCUUAGAAUGUGAAAGUUUAACAGAAAGAAGAGAAGAUUUUCAAGACAUCAGUGUACCAGUGCAAGAAGAUGAGCUUUCCAAAGUAGAGGAGAGUUCUGAAAUUUCUCCAGAGCCAAAAACAGAAAUGAAGACCCUGAGAUGGGCAAUUUCACAGUUUGCUUCAGUGGAGAGGAUUGUAGGAGAAGAUAAAUAUUUCUGUGAAAAUUGCCAUCAUUAUACUGAAGCUGAACGAAGUCUUUUGUUUGACAAAAUGCCUGAAGUUGUAACUAUUCAUUUGAAGUGCUUUGCUGCUAGUGGCUUGGAGUUUGAUGGUUAUGGUGGUGGACUUUCCAAGAUCAACACUCCUUUACUGACACCUCUUAAACUGUCACUAGAAGAAUGGAGUACAAAGCCAACCAACGACAGCUAUGGAUUAUUUGCAGUUGUGAUGCAUAGUGGCAUUACAAUUAGUAGCGGGCAUUAUACUGCUUCUGUUAAAGUCACUGACCUUAACAGUUUAGAACUAGAUAAGGAAAAUUUUGUGAUUGACCAAAUGUGUGAAGUAGGUAAGCCAGAACCAUUGAAUGAGGAGGAAGCAAGGGGUGUGGUCGAAAACUGUGACGAUGAAGAAGUGUCGAUUGGAGUCAGUGGAAAUACCCAGCCAAGUAAAGUUUUGAACAAAAAAAAAGUAGAAGCUAUUGGACUUCUCGGAGGACAAAAGACUAAAGCAGAUUAUGAGUUAUACAACAAAGCAUCUAAUCCUGAUAAAGUUGCCAGUACAGCAUUUGCUGAAAAUAGAAAUUCUGAGACUAACAAUACUAAUGGGACCCAUGAAUCUGAUAGAAACAAGGAAUCCAAUGACCAAACAGGCAUUAACAUGAGUGAUUUUGAAAACAAAAUUUCAUAUGUAGUGCAAAGCUUAAAGGAGUAUGAGGGGAAGUGGUUGCUUUUUGAUGAUUCUGAAGUGAAAGUUACUGAAGAGAAGGACUUUUUGAAUUCUCUUUCCCCUUCUACAUCUCCUACAUCUACUCCUUACUUGCUAUUUUAUAAGAAAUUAUAGAGUGAGUGUAUUUUCCUUGUGUGUAUAUUAAACAGACCUGGACAAACAUUGGUAAAUUGAUUACAUCAAAAGUCUUUAGCUUAUCUAGCUUAUCUUUUGAAGCUAUUGGAUAUUAUUGGUCUCUCUAGGUUUUUAUAUAAAUAGUGAAAUCUGAGUUAUUGAAAACCAUGUUAAUUUUUAGAAUUCAUUUUCCUUAGUGGAGACUAGUGAUUGAUGCAUUAGCUUCUGGGAACAAACUUGUAUAGGUUCUUAACUGAAUUAUUCAAAAUGGAAGCAUUUAAACACUUUGAAUUUACACCUAUCUUUUGUGUUUGCUUUUUCAAAUAAAGUGCUUGUAUUUUUAUCUCCACAUUUUGGAGUAAUUAUCUACAUGAUGUUUAUAGGUUCUGUGGUUUUUCAGCUAAGAAGCAGAAUCUCAUUUCAGUACAUUUAGUUUUGUAAGUCAUGAAGCCAGACCUUUGGUGGGCUGUAUUAGAGGCACGUGUAUGUAUUCAAAAUAGUGCACAUUUUGUGCCUUCAGUCACUUUGAAAAGUGUCUCAGAAAACCUGAAGAGUCAGUCCUCUUCUAUCUUCAAAAGAAUUUUAUAUGUAUUUAUGAAAAUGAUCCUGUACCCUAGUAAAUCUUUUUCAGUGUGGACUAAUUUGUAUCUCUUCAUAGUCAUACUCUGCACGAUCUGUAUAUAAUGCAUCGAACUUAGAGGUGUGACCUUAAAUUUAACUUUUUUAAAAAAACCAGGAGGUCAAUAAAAUUUAAACUGCUUAACAA